Drosophila bipectinata is the source of this 368-nucleotide messenger RNA. RefSeq lists its product as uncharacterized. NCBI's taxonomy places the organism in Eukaryota, Metazoa, Arthropoda, Insecta, Diptera, Drosophilidae. The record is from RefSeq and is a predicted model, not a curated record.
UCCAAUCAAUUAUUGAGCAAAAACAAAAAAGGGGCACAGCACCGGAAGUCAGAGCAAUAUCAUGGACAAGUUGCGCAGAUUGUGGCGACGAAGGCGUGGGGACGCGGCCUCCGACGAGGGUGAGGCCGGACGAUCGGGGCGAAAGGAUAAGAAGAAGCCGUCGGGACCCUGGCCCUUCUGGCGGAUAGUCUACUGGCUGGGUGUCCUGGCCCUGGUUAGUGCCAUCUGUUUGGCUGCCUAUUUCACUCUCAAGUCCGAUUUCGGAGAGUGCUCCGACUACGAUGUGCGAUGUGAUUGAGUUACCUGCAUGGACGUUGUCCUUCAGGGCGAGGAGUUUUAUAGGGGAGCUGGAAUUUGUAUUUGGAUUA